UUUUGUUAUCCCUAUCCCUAACACAGACCGUUUAUCUUUCGCUAGGUACACAUUGAGAAGAUCCAAAAGUCCAAUAAUACUUACUAUUAAUAAUCAAUAUCUUCUUUCUGUUAGCUUAGAUCUUCUCCUCUACAAAAUCCAACGGUGUUGCAUGCAAUUCAAACACCUUUAUCCAUUAUUAUGCCUUCAAAAUCCACCACCACCACAAGUAGUUCAUCAUCAGAGCGAAGAUGGAUCUACGAUGUGUUCUUGAGUUUCAGAGGAACCGACACUCGCACUAUCUUCAUUUCUCAUCUCUACAACUCCCUCACAAACGCAGGAAUCUACGUUUUCAAGGACAACGAGGAGCUUCGCAAAGGAGGCCAGGUUUCAUCGUUACUCAUGCAAGCAAUCCAAGUUUCUAGAAUCUCCAUCGUUGUUUUCUCAAAGAACUACGCGAACUCCAAGAGUUGUCUGAAAGAGCUGCAGAGAAUUAUGGAUUGUCGAAGAAGCAUAGGCCAAGUUGUUUUUCCUGUUUUCUACAACGUAGAACCCUCUCAUGUGCGUCAUCAGAGAGGUGCCUUUGGAAGAAGCUUUCAGGAUCUUAAGAAAACAAUUUCAAAGAACAAAGCUCAACUUUGGGGUACUGCGCUUCGUGAUGCUGCUAGUUUGACCGGAUUUCAUCUCAAUAAUUCCAGGAAUGAAAGUGAAGAUAUCAAUAAAAUCAUUGAAACUAUCACUGAUUCGCUGGACAAUACAGUCUUGUUUGUUGCACAACAUCCAGUUGGAGUACAACCUCGUGCUCAACAUGUGAUUAAACUAUUGAACUACCAAGAAUCAAAAGAUGUCAUGCUAUUGGGGAUCUUGGGAAUCGGAGGGAUUGGGAAAACAACCAUUGCCAAAGCCAUUUACAAUCAGAUUCACCCCCAUUUUGAGUCUUAUUGCUUUCUUUCAAACAUCAGAGAAUUCUGGGAGCAGAGUACUACCAGUCAAGUGUAUUUACAAGAAAGGCUUCUUUCUGAUAUUUAUAAAACAACAAAGAUCAAAAUACAUAACAUUGAAUCAGGCAUAUUCAUUUUGCAACAAAGGCUUCGUCAUAAACAAGCACUCCUCAUACUCGAUGAUGUUGAUAAGAUAGAGCAACUAAAAGCCUUGUGUGGAAGCCGCGAAUGGUUCGGUCCUGGAAGUAGAAUAAUCAUCACAACAAGAGAUGAACAUUUACUCAAACUGCUCCAGGUUGAUCACAUAUCUAGAAUGCCGGAAAUGGAUCAAGACGAAUCUAUUCAACAUUUCAGUUGGCAUGCAUUCAAACAACCAUGUCCUAGAGAAGAUUUCGAUCAACUUUCUAGAAAUGUGGUUGCAUAUUGUGGAGGACUACCUUUAGCUCUUGAGGUUAUUGGGUCAUUUUUGUUUGAUAAGAAAGUAAGAGAAUGGGAAAGUGUGGUGGAUAAGCUGAAAAGAAUUCCCAAUGAUCAAGUACAGAGAAAGUUGAGAAUAAGCUUUGAUAGUUUGAAUGAUGAUACAGAGAAAGAAAUAUUUCUUGACAUUGCGUUUUUCUUUAUUGGGAUGGACCGAAAUGAUGUAGUACAUAUUUUAGAUGAAUAUGAUGCUGCGAUUGGAAUCAGUGUUCUUGUAGAUCGAAGCCUUGUCACCAUUGACAAUAAUAACAAGCUUGGAAUGCAUGAUUUGCUACGAGAUAUGGGGAGAGAAAUUGUUCGCGAGAAAUCACCAAAGGAGCCAGAGGAACGUAGCAGAUUAUGGUUGCAAAAAGAUGUGUACCAUGUAUUGUCAAAUCAUAUGGGGACAAAAGCUAUCGAGGGAUUGACUUUAAAGUUGACCAAUUCGGUUAGUUUGGAGGCAAAAAUGUUUAAGAUGAUGAAGAGACUUAGAUUACUUCAACUUGCUGGUGUGCAACUAGAUGGAAAUUUUGAGGAUCUUCCGAAACAUCUAAGAUGGCUUCAUUGGCAUGAAUGCUAUUUGAAGUACAUACCUUCCAACUUUGAUCAAGCAAGUUUAGUUGCCAUUGAAUUAGAAUUCAGCAAUCUCAAGUUUGUGUGGAAAGAGGCCAAGUUCAUGGAGAAGUUGAAAGUUCUAAAUCUUAAUCACUCUUAUAACUUGACACAAACACCUGACUUUUCAUACUUGCCAAAUCUUGAAAAGCUGCUACUCAAAGAUUGUUCAAGCUUAUCUACAAUUUCAGACACAAUAGGACAUCUGAAAAAGAUUCUUGUAAUAAAUUUAGAAGACUGCACAAGCCUUGGCAACCUGCCAAGAAGCUUUUACAAGUUGAAAUCUCUGACCACUCUCAUCAUUUCCGGAUGCUCAAUGAUUGACAAAUUGGAAGAGGACUUAGAACAAAUGGAGUCAUUAAUAACUUUGAUUGCAGACAAGACUGCAAUAACACAAGUGCCAUUUUCAAUAGUAAGAUCAAAAAGCAUUGGAUAUGUUUCUUUGUGUGGUUAUGAAGGAUUCUCACGUGAUGUGUUUCCUUCUCUCAUUUGGUCAUGGAUGUCACCAACAAGUAAAUAUAACCUCUCAUCCAUGGUUCAAGCAUCUUCUUCAGCACUUAUUCCAUUAGAUUUACCAAAGCUUAGGAGUCUCUGGGUGAAGUGUGAAUCUGAUCUUCAAUUAAAUGGAGGUGUAGCAAGAAUUUUGGCUACCUUGUUUGCCACAUACAACAAGGAACUAGAAGCAACACCAACUACGUCACUAGUCAUGGAGAAUAUCAAAGGUUCAGAAAUAUUUGAUUUGAGCAAUCAAUCUCACAAUUCUGAAUCACUCAAGUGCCUUAUAAUUGAAGUUGGAAUGAAGAGUCAUGCCACCAACGCCCUUAAGGACAAAAUUUUACAGGGUUUGAUGACAACAACCAAUGAGUUUAGUGACAAGUAUUGGUUAACAUUCGGUUCCAAAGGUUCUUCUGUGGUAUUCGAAGUCCCUCAAAUGAAUGGGUGCAACUUGAAGGCAGUGACAUUGCGUAUUCUUUAUUCUUCUUCCUCAGAAACCAUCUUAUCAGAAUGUCUUAAAAACGUGUUAAUCAUAAAUUACACAAAGUCCACCAUUCAAGUCUAUAAACAAGACACACUAGCCUCUCUUGAAGAUGAGGAGGGAAAAACCAUAACUUCACAUAUAGAACCCGGUAAUAAAGUGGAGAUUCUUCUUGUUGGUUACAAAUUCAUUGUGAAGAGAACAACAGUUUAUCUGAUAUAUGAUGAACCGGUUGACCACUAUGCGGAGCACUAUCAUGCGGAUGUUAUUGUUUCAAGUGAUAAUUACAUUAUUUCUAGUGAUAAUAAUGAUAUGGAAAGUGAUGAAUGUUCUAGUGUUUCUGGUGGUGGUCAUGAUAGGUCAAAGAAGAAAUAUUCAUGUUUCUAUUGGUGUUGGAGAUAAUAUGUUAGUACAUCAACAUAACUAUCUUAGUGAGAUGACCUAACAAACCCUUGCUUAAGAUUCUUAAUCUUUUAAUUUAUCUCGCAAUUCCUUGCAUUGUGAGUUUCUAUUUUGAUUCUAA
Arachis ipaensis is the source of this 3487-nucleotide messenger RNA. RefSeq names its product disease resistance protein RPV1-like. The record is from RefSeq and is a predicted model, not a curated record. Gene Ontology annotation, molecular function: ADP binding. Lineage: Eukaryota; Viridiplantae; Streptophyta; Magnoliopsida; Fabales; Fabaceae. Gene Ontology annotation, biological process: defense response; signal transduction.